CGUUCUCGAGUCCUCACUCUCUUCGAUCAAUCCUCUCAUAAAAGGUCACAGACUGAAACUGAAACUGAAACUCAAAUUCAAUGGCUCCCUCUUUCUCUCGCUUGCUGUUGGUAUUGGGAUUCUCCGCCUUGUUGUGCAUUUCAGUAGCAGCAGCUUUCCAAUCCGAUGAGCUCUUAUUGGACGACGACGAGUUCGGUCUAGAAGGAGGGUUGCACACUAAGUCUCCUGAUCUCACAUAUACACGAUCCUCGCCUCCGCCACCAUCAACACCAACUUCAUCAACCUCCCGGAAGAGGUUUUCCGAUCCGGAUUCGGACUCUAAGAUCCAAUUCCAGCUCCAUCACGCCUUUGGGGACUCUGAUUUCUCUCCCGCUGGUACUUUCAGUGCUCGCUUGAAGACAUGGAAUCACGGUGGUCAGACCCUUACAAAGCUACGAUUUUCGAGGAAUUCUUUUACUGAAGAGGAGAAGGAGAAGUUUGCACUACUACUGAAGGGAGAUGACUUCUAUAGGAUAAGAUUGCCGUCCAGUGUUUUGAAUCCUCCUGGGAGGGAUUAUGUUAUUUCUUCAGUAAAAGCGAGAUGUCUUCCACGGGAUGGUUUGGAUGAGCAUUUUGUUAUACACACGGAUGGAAUUAAUAUCUUGGCAGUUAAUUAUGGUUCGCCUGGGGCAUGUCCAUAUCCUCGGCAAAUGAAACUUCCUGGAAAGUGGUCUUUUAACUCUCACACGGUUUUGAAGAAUAGUGAGCAAGCACCAAGAGCUCCAGUGUUUGCUGAGGAGAUUCUUGGAGGUGAGUUAGGAGAAGGUGAAGUUGUACCGCCACCAGAAAGGUCCCUUUGGGCUAAAUAUUGGAUGUACCUAAUCCCGCUUGGGCUCAUUGUCAUGAAUGCCGUAACCCAAGCAAUGAACAUGGCAGAGGAACCGGGUGCUGGUCAGCCAGCAGGCCAAGCACAGCAGCCAGCUGCAGUCCAGCGUGGGUCAAGUUCUGCUGUGCGAAGAAGAUAGUCUGUUUGCUCAUUUUUCUCUUCAAAGAUUUGACGUCACCUGAAAUGAAUGACAUUUUAGGUUUGACCUUUUCGUUGUAUCUUUAAUCCCAUGGGGACCUUCAUGAGGGUUGUAAAUUUUUAGUGAUUUUGUUAUAUUUUCAGUAGGGAAUGUAAGGUUGAAUUGAUGAAGGCUUCAGGAUUAGCAUUUAUAAAGAAUUUUGCAUGUAUU
This is a messenger RNA of Prunus avium (sweet cherry), 1214 nucleotides long. Its product is annotated as ER membrane protein complex subunit-like protein. NCBI's taxonomy places the organism in Eukaryota, Viridiplantae, Streptophyta, Magnoliopsida, Rosales, Rosaceae. The record is from RefSeq and is a predicted model, not a curated record.